Molecule: messenger RNA, 1561 nt
Organism: Mugil cephalus (flathead mullet)
Lineage: Eukaryota; Metazoa; Chordata; Actinopteri; Mugiliformes; Mugilidae
Gene: psat1
Product: phosphoserine aminotransferase 1
Exons: 9
Coding region: 16-1287 (423 amino acids)
Biological process (GO): L-serine biosynthetic process
Cellular component (GO): cytoplasm
Molecular function (GO): pyridoxal phosphate binding; O-phospho-L-serine:2-oxoglutarate transaminase activity
Source: RefSeq, a predicted model, not a curated record
ACAUAACUUUACGAGAUGACCCUGAACGCAACGUUAUGCAAACAUUUAAUUGGGAAGCCAAGCUGUGGAGUGCAGCCGGGAGGACAGAAGCUGCACACAGCCGAGGCUGAGGGAAGGACUCGUCCGCACGCCGCUGAACCAGACGCAGACAACAUCCACGCAAAAGGAUCCCUGGACAUCAUGGAGCAGAAACAAACCAUCAACUUUGGAGCCGGACCUGCAAAACUCCCCCAGACCGUGCUGAUUCAAGCACAGAAGGAGCUCCUCAACUACAGCAGCACUGGCAUCAGUGUCCUCGAGAUGAGCCACCGAUCGUCAGACUUUGGCAAAAUCCUCAACAAAACGGAGAGCCUCCUGCGCGAGUUGUUAAAUGUCCCAGACAACUACAAGGUGAUGUUCCUGCAGGGCGGCGGGUCCGGGCAGUUCAGCGCCGUCCCUCUCAACCUGAUCGGGCUCAAAGAGGACCGGUGCGCCGACUACCUGGUGACCGGCACGUGGUCGGCGAAGGCGGCGAAAGAAGCGGAGAAAUACGGCAAAGUCAACAUCGUCCACCCGAAGCUGGAUAGUUACACGAAAAUCCCUGACCCCAGCAGCUGGACCUUGAACCCCUCAGCCUCGUAUGUGUACUACUGCUGCAACGAGACGGUCCACGGCGUGGAGUACAACUUCACGCCUGAAACCAAUGGGGUGAUCCUCGUCAGCGACAUGUCCUCCAACUUCCUGUCCCGACCUGUAGACGUCUCAAAGUUUGGGCUGAUUUUCGCUGGCGCUCAGAAGAACGUGGGCUGUGCCGGGGUAACCGUGGUCAUCGUGCGAGAGGACCUGUUGGGCCACGCUCUGAAGGAGUGUCCCAUCGUCCUGGAUUACAAGGUGCAGGCGGAAAUGAACUCCCUCUACAACACGCCGCCAUCUUUCAGCAUCUACAUCAUGGGUCUGGUCCUGGAGUGGAUCAAGAACAACGGUGGCAGCGCUGCCAUGGAGACGCUCAACAAGCAGAAGGCCUCCAUGAUUUAUGACAUCAUCAACGCUUCGAAUGGUUUCUAUGUAUGCCCCGUGGACGCUGCUUGUCGAAGCCGCAUGAACGUGACAUUCCGCGUGGGGAAGAAAGAGGGCGAUGACGCCCUGGAGAAGGAGUUUCUGGACGGCGCAGCCAAACGCGGGAUGAUAUCGCUGAAAGGACACAGGUCAGUUGGAGGAAUGCGUGCGUCUCUGUACAACGCCGUAACGCUGGAGGACACGGAAGCCCUCGCCAACUACAUGAAAGAAUUCCUCAAACAGCACCAGUAAAGCUAGGAUGUGAUGGAGCACGGCGGCGUUUCAUAACUUUAGUACAGUUUUGAGGAGUUAUCUUCAAAGUGCGCGUUUAAGCACAAUUUUUGUAACACCUCUGUUCCUAAUAACCACUAAUGUUGUUAUGCCUUAAUUACGUACGUAUUGCAUAGAAUAACCCUUUAAAUUAAUCUGUUCACUAACAGUGCUUUGAUGUACAUACUUUAGGUAAUUCUUGUUACUUGUUUACAACGUGUUUACAUUCCAGUAAAUCUAACUUGGCAAUACCUAA